AUGUCCACCUUCGAUUCACUCGUCGCCGACCUCACUCGCGACGUUAAUCGCGUUCAGCCUAAAGACGCCCUGCAAUUUUGUGCUAAUUGGUUCCAGUCCCGUCUUGAAGAACAGCGCGUUCGUAUGCGCGACGUCCUCUCCCAACGCCCUUCUUCGGCGCGCGACCUGCCAACUGAUCAUUAUCUGGAUAGGCCCUUAAGUCCAACUGCCGGGGCAUCCCACUUCUCCAGCAUCUCGCCUCUCGCUCAGCCAUUUCCUAAUCAUCGCUCUUCUCUGCACAACCCGAUGUCGAAUUCGAGUCCCUUCGGUACGCUCAAUGUGCCAGGCAACGCUCUUCUUGCAGAUUCGGGAAGUAGAGAAAUGACUCCGCCAACAUUCAGGCUUGAGUCACAAGAGCUCUCCCCGACCUCGCCCUUCAGUGCGCCAAAUCCUUUUGCGUCGUUCGCACAUGGAUCCAUCUCCCCUAGUCCGAACGAUUACUUGCACUCGCCCAAUCCCACAAUACUCGCUCGCCGACCCUCUGUCUGUGCCGAAUCAAUUCCCGUGGACAGUGAAUCUGACGAGCCUCUGCCUGUGUUUCCCAAAACGGAGGACCAACUACAACGCAUUCGUGCUUCGAUUGCCGACAAUUUCAUCUUCCGCGACUUAGAUGAGGAGCAGGAAACGGGAGUGCUCAACGCGAUGCAGGAGACGCGGGCUGUAGCAGACGAAGUAGUUGUCCGUCAAGGCGACGUCGGAGAGUACUUUUACGUAGUCGAAAGCGGCUGGCUCAACUGCUACAUCCGUCCCGAACCUCUUCCUCCCACCUUUUCGACAGGCAAUAUCGCGUCUCAGGAGAAGAUAUUGAAGGCAGGGCAUCAUCCUGACUUUGGGAAGAAGGUGGCAGAGUGCCGGGAGGGGAGUUCGUUCGGCGAACUGGCCUUGAUGUAUGGCCAUCCUCGCGCCGCGACCGUAGUGGCAAUGGAGCCAUGCACGCUGUGGUCACUCGACCGAAUCACUUUCCGUACUAUCAUUCUCAAAGCGGCACACCGACGGCGCACAAUGUAUGAGCAGUUUUUGUCAUCAGUGCCUCUGUUGACAUCGCUGGAGCCGGAGGAGCGCAGCAAGGUCGCAGAUGCACUCGUGAGCAAGGUUUACAUGGACGGCGAGGCGGUGGUAAGGCAGGGUGAUAUGGGUGAAACAUUCUUCUUUGUCGAGGAAGGAGAAGCUCUUGUUACCAAGGCGCAGGGAACGCCGGACGGUGAUACUAUUGAAGCUCAAGUUGGGCAUCUAACAAAGGGCGAUUACUUCGGAGAAUUGUCGCUGCUACGGCUGGAGCCCCGUGCCGCGACGGUGAGUGCGAUUAUCCGCACCGACCCAGGGAAGCCGAAGCUCAAAGUUGCCGCCCUCGAUGCGCAUGCGUUUACACGACUGCUGGGUCCCUUGCGGGAGAUAAUGGAACGCAAUGCGGGGCAGAGCUACGGACCAGGACCGCGGAUGUCGAGAUGA
This is a messenger RNA of Fibroporia radiculosa, 1488 nucleotides long. RefSeq lists its product as uncharacterized. The transcript is spliced from 2 exons. Gene Ontology annotation, biological process: regulation of protein phosphorylation. The record is from RefSeq and is a predicted model, not a curated record. The coding region runs from base 1 to 1488 and encodes 495 amino acids. Gene Ontology annotation, molecular function: cAMP-dependent protein kinase regulator activity. Lineage: Eukaryota; Fungi; Basidiomycota; Agaricomycetes; Polyporales; Fibroporiaceae. Gene Ontology annotation, cellular component: cAMP-dependent protein kinase complex; nucleus.